Closterium sp. NIES-67 is the source of this 1538-nucleotide messenger RNA. Lineage: Eukaryota; Viridiplantae; Streptophyta; Zygnematophyceae; Desmidiales; Closteriaceae. The record is from the annotation of a GenBank genome assembly.
UGCCAACAUUUGCUGCCAGAGCAUUCUCGAAUCUUGCUGCCACAACCAUUCAAUUUCCAUAUUCGUGUUGAACACAGUCCGAGUAGCCUUCCCGUCAUCUUCCACAAAUUCCGGCGCUUUUCAGUCUCCCUUACCCACGACACAAUGGCGUCUCUUCUCGCCGCCCCGACCGCCGUCUCCCUCGCAUGGUCGUCGCAGCUCGUUACCCGCACGUCCGCCAUCUCUGCACGAGCUACUCGCGCCGCCGUCGCGCGCGCGUCGCCGCGUCGCCUGGUGUGCGUGGCGUCGGAGCGGUCCGUGCACCGCGAGGAGAAGGAACACGUGCUGGUGCGCGUGAACCUCGGCGAUCACCGCGAGAACCUCGAGGUCGAGUCGCGCGGCGGCGAGGUGUACUGGGUGCCGCUCGGCAAGCCGCUCGGCAUCGUCUUUAAAGAGAGUGCGACGGGCGACAUCAUCGUGGACGACGUGAAGCACGGCGGGCACGCGGAGCACGCGCCCAUCCACAAGGUGCGACUGGGCGACCGCCUGCUGGCGACGACCGCGCGAAACAACGCGCCGACCAGCACCGACAAGUUUGCGACGGAGCCCGUGGUGCUGAACGUGGCGGGCGAGCGCUUCGAGACGGUCAUGGCGGCCAUCACGUCGAACGCAUCGUAUGGCGGAGAUGUCAUCCUGGUGCUGGAGCGACCCGACGAAUGCGACCUGUAGAGGCGCGGACGAACGGUCGAACGGACGAAGGGACGAAGGGACGAACGGCAUGGCAUGAUGGCAUGAAGCAUGAAAGUUUAAAUAGAUUCGCUGCGAGAAAAAAAAGGGCGGGGCUGGGGUCGCUGGGGUCGCUGGGGUUGCUGGAGGGCGGGGCUGAAACGGGGUUGGCGCUGCAUGCGCUGUACAGAGGAACGAAUCCCGCUGCUGCUGACACGUGGAAGUACCGGCGGUGGUGAUUCGAUGGGCUCUUGGUUGGGAAAAAUCAAUGGUUUUUUUUUCAAGAAAGGUUGAUAUUGCGGUUUCUGGGUUGAGAUAGUGGAAGGGGGUGGGUAGAAGAUGGUUGUUUUGAUGUUCGGCUGUACAUUUGACAUAUAUAUGCAGAAUUGUCCGUGUUUAAAGAACAUUUUCUCUGAGGCGCCUGACGGAGCUGUGCUGGUGGAUGAGCUCGUGCCACGUGGCAAUGCUGACAAGGCACAACCACCCAUCCAGCCUGGCGACAGGCUGCUUGCCACGUCAGCGUGGACCUCUGACCCUGACUUGCAGCGGCGGCAGGUGAUGUUCAAGGCAGUGGGGGAGCCGUUUGACACUGUUAUGGCGGCCAUUGGGUCUAACUGGUGUGCCAACUGCCAUGUGGACGUGGUGCUGGAGAGGGAACGAAAGAGUGAAUAACAUAGCUUGUCUUCUUACUGGUACAUGGAAAGAGAGGUGGAGCGAGCUGAGCUGUUUCCAAACAUAGAUAACCCGUUUGUGCAAAUAUUGAAACUGCUUUUGCCUUCAACACAUGCUUGCUAGGGGGAACUAGCCCAAGUGUUUCGAUUUGAAUCACAUGG